Mercurialis annua (annual mercury) is the source of this 4209-nucleotide messenger RNA. RefSeq names its product kinesin-like protein KIN-7H. Gene Ontology annotation, biological process: microtubule-based movement. Gene Ontology annotation, molecular function: microtubule binding; ATP binding; microtubule motor activity. The coding region runs from base 691 to 3924 and encodes 1077 amino acids. The record is from RefSeq and is a predicted model, not a curated record. The transcript has 13 exons. Lineage: Eukaryota; Viridiplantae; Streptophyta; Magnoliopsida; Malpighiales; Euphorbiaceae.
UUUCUCAUUUUUUUUCUGUUAUUUAAUUCUUUUUAAUUAAUUGCCAAAUAUAAUAAAUUAAUUGCUAUAUGUGGAUUUGGUGUAAUGUAGUAAAUAGGUGUAUGUAUUUGACAGUCUGUUAAUGGGGACCGGUUUAGUAAAGCUCCAAAAAUUGUCAAAUUAAAAAUUAAAAUUAGACAACCACUCUUUUUGUCUUGCUUGUUUGACUCCAAUUAUUUAUUAUUAGUAUAUUCAAACAGGUAAUGGGUGAUGAUAUAUAAUAUGGGAUUAUAUGGGCUUAUGUAUUUGCUCACUCUUUUGUGUUUUUUGAUUUUUUCUGUUACUUUUCCUGUUUUAUUAUAUAAAAAAUGAUAUUUUGUUUGGGACAAAGAGCUCUGAUCCAAAAGUGUCGGUGAAUUAAGCACUAACCUAUGAUUAGUUUGCUUAUGUGUAAUGAUUGUGGCUGUUAAGGUUCGCAUGGCCCUUAUGUUACACCAAAAUUCUUAUUUAUUUUUAAACAAAUAACAACCCAUAAUGUGCAUUCAACUGUAACAGAAAAGAACAUUAAGUGAGGAAGAAAUAAAGGGAGAUAGAUAGAGCUUGAGGAAAAAGCAAAGAUUUUUAUAUUUUGUAUGGUUUGUGUCAGCGUACAUUUGAUUUCUUUGUAUGAAUUUCCAAUCUUGUUGGAACAGACGGUGAGAGAGAGGAGACAUGGGUGCAGCUGAUGAGGAGGAGCUCACACAAGGGCCUAGCGGUGGUAGGGGUGGUGGUGAUGAGAAAAUUCUUGUGUCUGUCAGAUUGCGGCCUUUGAAUGAGAAAGAAAUUACCAGAAAUGAUGUGUCGGAUUGGGAAUGUAUUAAUGAUGACACUGUCAUUUAUAGGAACAAUCUUUCUGUUUCCGAGAGGUCUAUGUAUCCAACUGCCUAUGUUUUUGACAAAGUAUUCAGACCUGAUUGCGCCACGAGCCAGGUGUAUGAGGAAGGGGCCAAGGAGGUUGCACUUUCAGUUGUCACUGGUAUAAAUUCAAGUAUAUUUGCAUACGGGCAAACAAGCAGUGGAAAAACCUACACCAUGAGUGGUAUUACCGAGUAUACUGUAGCAGACAUAUAUGACUACAUGAACAAGCACAAGGCAAGAGAAUAUGUUUUGAAGUUCUCUGCCAUGGAAAUUUACAAUGAAUCUGUCCGAGACCUUCUUAGUACGGAUACGGCUCCUCUUCGGCUCCUUGACGAUCCUGAGAGAGGGACUGUUGUUGAGAGACUUACAGAGGAAACUGUAAGGAACUGGAAUCAUUUUAAAGAGCUUCUAUCUGUCUGUGAAGCUCAGAGACAAAUAGGGGAGACUUCCAUGAAUGAGGCAAGCUCAAGAUCUCAUCAGAUUCUGAGACUGACAAUUGAAAGUUCUGCUCGUGAGUUUCUAGGAAAUGACAAGUCAAGUGCCCUAUCAGCGACUGUGAAUUUUAUUGAUCUAGCAGGAAGUGAGCGGGCAUCUCAAGCUUCAUCAGCUGGAAUGAGGCUGAAAGAAGGGUGCCACAUAAAUCGAAGUUUACUGACACUUGGAACUGUCAUCCGUAAGCUAAGCAAAGGAAGAAAUGGGCAUAUUCCUUUUAGAGAUUCGAAGCUGACACGCAUACUGCAGUCCUCGUUAGGAGGCAAUGCUAGGACUGCUAUCAUCUGUACUAUAAGCCCUGCACGAAGCCAUGUUGAGCAAUCUAGAAACACCCUCUUGUUUGCAAGUUGUGCGAAGGAAGUGGCAACAAAUGCACGUGUCAAUGUAGUUGUUUCUGAUAAAGCAUUGGUUAAGCAACUGCAAAGAGAGUUGGCUAGAAUGGAGGGUGAAUUGAGAAGUGCAGGGUCAUAUCAGACUGUUACGUCAGAUUCUACAGCAAUCCUGAGAGAGAAAGACCUUCAAAUUGAAAAGCUAACAAAAGAGGUUGUCGAGCUGAAUCGGCAACUAGAACUUGCUCGUUGUCAGGUUGAGAAUCUAUUAAGAAUGGCUGAAGAUGAUGGAUCGUCGAUAGUAUCGGGAGAUCCAGAUCAUCUCUACCCUAAAUUGCGAGUGCGGAGUUCAUUCAGAUCUGAAAACUCAGUUGCAUAUUCACCUGCCUCAGAAGAUCCACGAUUCCUGGAUAUUGGCAUCAGGUCUUUUGAUGCAUCUCAGUGCUCUGCUGGGGAUGCUAGUAGCACUUCUGAUGAGAACUUUAUUAACCUCACAGAUUUUGAAGAGAAUUUUGUUCAAACAGAUUCCUCCUUGGAACUGUCAAUUUGUAAUCCUAAUCCUGUUGAAGAUGAUCGCCAUUUAAAGAACAGUGAGAAUGAGAGUCAUGAAACUUUAAGCAAUAUUUGCAAGGAAGUUCAAUGCAUUACAGAUGAAGAGUCAACUGCAAAUAGAUAUCCAGAUUCACAAAUGUUCGAGGCUAGUCCACACAGAUAUGAAGGCUCUAACUCAUCAUCUCCUAAUAUAACCACAGGCACCUCAGGAGUGACAAUUUGUAAGGAAGUUCUAUGCACUACAAAUGAAGAGUCAACUGCAAAUGGAUAUUCAGGCUCAAAAAUGUUUGAGGUUAGUCCACACAGAUAUGAAGACUCUAACGCAUCAUCUCCUAAUAUAACCACAGGCACCUCAGGAGUGACAAUUUGUAAGGAAGUUCUAUGCACUACAGAUGAAGAGUCAACUGCAAAUGGAUAUUCAGGCUCAAAAAUGUUCGAGGCUAGUCCACACAGAUUUGAAGACUCUAACACAUCAUCUCCUAAUGUAACCACAGGCACCUCAGGAGUGACAGAGGUUGAAAAUGAAGAUAGAGAAAUUCAAGAACUAGGAUCAUCUCCAUUGAAAGAGCAGGAAGAAUUGAGUUGCUUGAGUUCUGAUUUUAUAAUACAACCUCCUGAAGAACAAUCUCCUGACGAACAAUCUCCUGAAGAACAAUCUCCAUGGCUGCUAGAAGAAGGGAUACCUAGGGAUAGAAGCUUGAAGAUUGUCAGGAGUAAAAGUUGUGGGGCAAGACUUACUGAUAUGCCUGCAUGUUUAUUUGAGAAGGUAGAAAAAAUGGUGAGCGCAACACCAAUGGUGUUUGCGAAAGAUUUCACCAAGAGAACUGAAGCAUCUCAAAUGAAUAUAAUUGAAACAAAGCAUGUUCUUGAUGUUACAAAGCUAUCACGAGAUGUCUCCUUAACUUUUGCUGGUAGCGCUGCUGUUGAUGAUUAUCAGUUGCAGAGCAUUGAAGCUACCAUUGGUUGGCAAAGUGCUGCCAGUGUUAGUAACUCAGAUAUGGGAAUGAAGGACUUGGUUGCUCAUUUGGAACUAGAGACAAAUUCACUUGCCAAUGAACCUACUAAGAAUGUAAAGGAUAUUGGAUUGGAUCCUAUUCAAGAUGAUUUAGAUAACGCUCCAAAGUGGCCUUCGGAAUUUAAGAAGCUUCAAGGGGAUAUCAUUGAACUUUGGCAUGCUUGCAGUGUCUCACUGAUUCACAGGACCUACUUCUUCCUUCUGUUUAAGGGUGAUCCAACCGAUUCUUUCUACAUGGAAGUUGAGAUUAGGAGGUUGUCCUUUCUCAAGGACACUUUUGCCAACGGAAAAGAAACUAUGGUGGAUGGAAGAGCUCUAAGUCUCGCUUCAAGCAAGAGGGACUUAUAUGAUGAGAGGCAGAUGCUGUGUAGGGAAAUGCAGAAGAGACUGACUAGAGAAGAGAGAGAGAAUGUUUUCCUGAAAUGGGGCAUUUCGUUGACUGCGAGUAACAGAAGAAUGCAGUUGGUCCAUCGCUUAUGGACUAAGACAACCGACAUGGAUCAUAUCUUAGAAAGCGCCACUCUUGUCGCCAAGUUGAUUGGUUUUGAAGGGCAGGAGCAAAAUCUAAAACAGAUGUUUGGUCUUCUCAAUUUUACACCGCGACGUCCAAGUAGGAGGAGAUCUUCUAUCUGGAAGCGCAGUGUGAUGUUUCUUUUGUAAUAACCUAGCGGAAAAUGUUUGUGGCUAAUUGAGGAUUCUGACGGUACAAAUACAGGUAGAUUCUUCUUGUUCACCUUAAAAACAGAUACUAUUUGCAUUUUCUGAUUCUGACUGCAAUUGGUUGUAAGAGAGCUUGUAAAUCUGUUUGUGCUAGAAAUGUUGUAUACUUUUUUCCUGUUCUAUGAGGCUAAUGUUUCCACUUGUAAGAAAUUUUGUCAUUUUUCUUUUAAAGAUGUAACAACAAUACAGAUUUAUAUAUACAUUAGAUUGAGAGUGUCAAACAAA